This is a messenger RNA of Dovyalis caffra, 1098 nucleotides long. Lineage: Eukaryota; Viridiplantae; Streptophyta; Magnoliopsida; Malpighiales; Salicaceae. The record is from the annotation of a GenBank genome assembly.
AUGGCAACAGAUCAAACUCAGCAAGUAUCAUCAGCCUUAGAGUUCAUCAAGCAUCACUUGCUUGAUGAUCUUCUUUCACCUGUUGCUGCCUCUUCCACUUCUUUUUACGAUUUUGACCAGCCUCAAUUUCUUACAAAUGCUGAUAUCUCUACUUCCUCACAGUGUGAGACCACUAGCUGCUCCAAGACUUCAAGUGCCGCAUCGUCCACGGCAAUUCCUGAUUUUUUCAACAUUCUUGAUGCUGAUUUCUUCGAAUUCACUUCCGUUUUCAAUCCUGCUCAAGAAAACAAGAGCAAUAUCUUCGAAUUUGAAACUAAACCUGAAAUCAUUGAUCUCUCAACGCCAAAACCCCGCAAUUCAACCUCCCACAUCAAUUUCCAAUCAAGCAGCAGCAGCAGCAACAGUGACCUCUUCGAAUUUGAGCUCAAACCUCAAAUUCAUCAGAAUUUCGAAUUUGAAUCCAAACCAAAAAUUGUUUCUCAACCAAGCAACAGUUUCUUCUAUGAAGAAUCAAAGCCUCAAGUUCAAACAGCUCGGAAACCGUCUUUGAAAAUAUCGCUACCUAACAAAAAACCCGAAUGGAUCCUGUUUUCUAACCCGCACCCGCAACGCGUGAAGGAUAAUUCUAGUGUUGCUGUUGAAGCAAAAAAGCAUUACAGAGGAGUCCGACACAGGCCAUGGGGCAAGUAUGCAGCAGAGAUCCGGGACCCGAACCGGAGAGGUUCACGUGUGUGGCUAGGAACCUUCGAUACAGCCCUGGAAGCUGCCAAAGCCUAUGAUCGAGCUGCCUUCAAGCUGCGUGGGUCGAAAGCGAUUCUCAAUUUCCCAUUAGAAGCUGGUAGGUGUCAUGUACGCGCCAACGAGGAAAGUGAAAGGAAAAGAAGUAGAGAGGGUGACGUGGAAGAAAGAAGGGAUGGGAAGAGGGUGACGAUGACGGUGGUUAAGAGAGAGGAACCUGAGAGGGAUAUUCCGUUGACGCCGUCAAGUUGGACGGCUGUUUGGGAUUGUGGGGAUACGAAGGAUGUCUUUAAUGUGCCCCCGUUGUCUCCGUUAUCUCCUCACCCUGCAUUGGGAUUUCCCCAGUUAAUGGUUGUUUGA